GGGCCUACAGGGCGGGUGCGGAAGCGGCAGGCAGAACUCGGCCCAGUAUGGGGUCGAGGGUCAUCGGACCUGCAUGGCGGCGGCGCGGAGGCACGUGUUUGUUGAAAAAGUGCUGAAGAGACUUUUCCCCCGUGAGGCAAGUGACCAGGAGAAGCAAGUGCUGCCGCCUGCUGCCCCCGAAGCCCCUCCUGAGAAAGCGAGGUGCAGGCGCGUCCCCCCAGUGGCAGGUGGCGGCACCGAGGCCCCGCCCGGUCGGCGACUCUACACCGCCGCUCUGCCUCCCGAGGGCUAUGUCCCCGCCCCCACGCCGACGGAGCCCUCGGGCAGCUCAGGUUCUGAGAGCACCUGCGAGAGCACCUGCGGCAGCGAGGAGGACGCCGGAGGUCAGGAGCCUCAUGAUCAACCAAAGAGAAGAAGAAGAAGAAAGCAUAAAACAAAGAAAGCAUUAAAAAAGCCCGUCAACGUUCAUGGGGAACAGGCAGAGUUGGAGAAACAGACUUUCCCACAGGAAACAGUGCAGCCACGGCACACAGGUGGCCCCACGAUCAGCAAAAACAAGAAAAGGAAACUGAAAAAGAAACAGCAAAUGAAAAGGAAGAAAGCAGCCGGCUUGCUCACGAAAGCCUCCGGCAUCAGCUUCCUGUACGAGCCCAGGGAGGACAGCUGCGAGCUGAGCGACUCGGGCGAGGUUGACGCAGGGGACCCGGAGGACACAGGGGACGCAGAGGCCGAGGGGGCUGACCCGGGCGUCCAGGGGAAGGCAGACGGCAUCCUCCAUUUUUUGAAGUCCACACAAGAAAUGUAUCUUUACGAUGGUGUCUCCCAGGACCCGGACCCGGCCUUCCUGGGGGCUGCCGGGGAGCUGUUUAUGGGCCUGGAGGCUCGCAGCGUGUCUGCCGCUGACCUGCUGGGCCUGGAGCAGCUGAAGGCGCUGCUGCUCCUGCAGGAUCCGGAGAGGCUGCAGCGCGCCCUGCAGGUGUUCACAGAGCACUGCGCCAUGCCGCCAGACCAGGCCGGCGUAGUCUCCGCUCUCUUUAAUUACUGGGCCACACACAUGCUCCCUGGGCGCAGCCAAGAGGGGAGCCAAGGCCCCUGGUUCCCGGGAGCCGGAGCCCAGCAGGGAGCCACAGGCAGCCCUGGGGGCCCAGCUGGGCACAGAGAGGAUGGCACCCCCUGAACUGUCCUCGUGCCCCACAUGGCCCGCACACCUGCUGUGUCACUUAGCCUGCACGUGGGGACCAGGUUGUCCCAGACUUCACGGGACAAGUGCGGAUGAAAUGGAAUUUGCACUUUUUAAAAACUGCCGUUGUCUGCAAUGACUAGUCAGUGGUUCUGUUUUUCUAAUUCCUGUAAAAAUCGAAAAUCUACAUUCUGUUACGCUGAAUAAACUGUAUAGUUUGAAGCUGUUA
Messenger RNA from Artibeus jamaicensis (Jamaican fruit-eating bat), 1409 nucleotides. It is a transcript of the gene ERICH1, whose product is annotated as glutamate rich 1. The record is from RefSeq and is a predicted model, not a curated record. The transcript has 6 exons. Lineage: Eukaryota; Metazoa; Chordata; Mammalia; Chiroptera; Phyllostomidae. The coding region runs from base 74 to 1177 and encodes 367 amino acids.